UGAUCAACGCUUUAAACCAUUAUUUUGUACCUUGCCAGAGCUAGGGUUUUGCUUAGUCUGUGCGAUUGUGUGUUUUUUUUUUCCUUCCUGUUGUUUUGUUUGUAUGAUCAAUGGAGCCUGUAUCAAUGGCAGUAAUUUUGUCGUUUAGAUGAUACUUUUCCGCUCUCUGUCUCGUGUGCGUGUGUGUUUUGUCGCACGCGUAUACGAACAGUCGUAGUUUUCAUGGAGUGAUAUGCAGUAUAAUUUGUCGUUCCGUUCAAUAUUCAGGGAGCAAUACCCUCAACUGUUGAAUAUUUUUGGCAUUAUUUGAUUUUGAGUGACAGAAACCGUGGGACUGAAAAGGAUGAAGAAAACAGAAUUACAUUUCACGGGACGUAAACGAAAGAAGGUGUCUAGUGAUGAAGAGAGGAAGUCAAAGGUUUCGGCUAAAGUUAUUGACUAUUCUGAUCCAUUUGCUGUGCCGAAUCUUCUAGAAGCCUUGGACCACGGAAGAUAUGGAAGUGUCACAAAGGACAUACGGGCACUUCUUGCUCGGAAUUUGGAGGUUGUCAGUAAGUUAUUCAGCUUAUAUCCAGAAUUGCUGAAUGAGCUUGGAAAUGUUGAUGGAAGGGAUAGCAAGGAGAUUUCAGAUUAUCAAAAAGAUACUUUAAUUGAUUUGGAGGAUGACUCUGUUACAAGUCGUGUUCCAGCAGCUGCAUCACCCAUUGUUAUCAUUGAUUCUGAUGAUGAGGAAAUAAGGGAUUGGAGGCUGCCUGCUGCUCCAUAUCUUGAGGUUGUCUUACCAAAGCCGACUGGAGAGUCUCUCACGAAGGACAUAUUGGUUAGGGACUCUUCGGUGACUAUGACUGAAAUCAACGAAGUUAGUUUGGCAAGUGAGGCUGAUAUCAAGAAGGAUAAAGGUGUUUAUGUUGGUGUGGAAGAGGAUGGUGCGAAUCUCAAGAAGGAUAAAGGCGUUUAUGUUGGUGUAGAAGAGGAUGGUGCAGACCAAACUGAGAUUGAAGAUGAUGGUCUGGGAGAUAUUUGGAACGAAAUGACAAUGGCAUUGGAAGUUUCGAAGGAGGUUGCUGAAGAUCCCUUAGGUUCUGAACACUUGCAAGAAGAUGAAGACUGUGAUCACUCUUUUGUUUUAAAGGAUGAUAUUGGAUAUGUUUGUCGCAUAUGUGGGGUCAUUGAUAGAAGCAUUGAGACCAUAAUUGAUGUCCAAUUCAACAAGGUCAAGCGGACUUCUCGAACUUCCGCGUCUGAUCCUUGGGACACCAACGACAGAGAGUCAAAUGUGAUGGCUAAAUUCUCUGACAAACAUUUUACUGUGACUGACAUCUCAGCGCACCCUAGGCAUAUGAGGCAAAUGAGGCCUCAUCAAGUGGAGGGCUUCAAUUUCCUUUGCAACAACUUAGUGGCAGAUAACCCUGGGGGCUGCAUUAUGGCCCAUGCUCCUGGAUCUGGAAAAACUUUUAUGAUUAUAAGUUUUGUGCAAAGCUUCCUAGCGAAAUAUCCUCAUGCUAGACCACUGGUUGUGCUUCCUAAAGGAAUCUUGGCUACAUGGAAGAAGGAGUUUCGGACAUGGCAAGUAGAGGAUCUCCCACUUUAUGAUUUUUACACUGUGAAAGCAGAAAAGCGGCUUCAGCAACUUGAAGUCUUAGAACAGUGGGUAGAGAACAAAAGCAUCUUGUUUCUAGGAUACAAACAGUUUGCCAAUAUUGUCUGUGACGAUGGAACAAAUGAGGUGUCAACGGCUUGCCAAGAAAUCCUACUCAAGGCGCCUUCCCUUUUAAUAUUGGAUGAGGGGCACACGCCUAGGAAUGAGAACACUGAUGUGCUGCAGUCACUUGCCAAGGUUCAAACUCCACGAAAAGUGGUUCUUUCAGGAACGCUAUAUCAGAACCAUGUGAAGGAGGUAUUCAACAUCUUAAAUCUUGUUCGUCCAAAAUUCCUACGUUUGGAUGCUUCGAAGUCAAUCAUCAAUCGCAUAAUGAGUAGAGCACACAUACCAGAUUCAAGGAAGCAUGUCAAAGCAAGUGCACACUUAGCUUUCUAUGAUUCAGUGGAGCAUACUCUGCAGAAAGAUGAUGACUUUACUAGGAAGGUGAAGGUCAUCCAAGACCUAAGAGAGAUAACAAGAGAGGUCCUUCACUACUACAGGGGGGAUUUCUUGGAUGAUCUUCCUGGACUUGUUGACUUCAGCGUGGUGCUGAAUCUGACUUCUUUGCAGAAAGUAGAAGUUGAGAAGCUUAAGAAAUUUGAAAGGAUGUUUAAGAGAAACUCAGUUGGGAGUGCAGUUUAUCUGCAUCCAGCACUGAAGUCAUUGGAGAACUCUGCAAUGACUGAAGAUGAGAAGAUGGAUGACAUGUUGAAAAGGAUAAAUGUCAAAGAUGGAGUGAAAGCAAAAUUUUUUCUCAACAUGUUAAACUUAUGUCAGUCAGCUAACGAAAAGCUUCUAGUUUUCAGCCAAUACCUCCUCCCGUUGAAAUUUCUGGAGAGACUAACAGUAAAAGAAAGAAGCUGGACGCCAGGUAUAGAAAUCUUUGUUAUCUCGGGGGAUUCAAGUUUUGAAGAGCGUGAGUUCUCUAUGGAAAGAUUCAACAAUUCCCCAGAUGCAAAGGUUUUCUUUGGAUCCAUUAAAGCAUGUGGAGAAGGUAUUUCUUUGGUUGGAGCAUCACGGAUUUUAAUCUUAGAUGUUCAUCUUAAUCCAUCAGUGACUCGUCAAGCUAUAGGUCGCGCUUUCCGACCAGGCCAAAAAAAGAAGGUAUAUACUUAUAGGUUGAUCGCUGCUGAGUCACCUGAAGAGGAAGACCACAGUACCUGCUUCAAGAAGGAGGCAAUUGCAAAAAUGUGGUUUGAAUGGAACGAGUCCUGUGGUUUUCGAAAUUUUGAAGUAGAGACUGUUGAUAUAAAAGAAAGCGGCGAUAUCUUCAUGGAGAGCGCACUUUUAAAUGAAGAUAUAAGAGCUUUGUAUAGAAGGUAGUUUCGUCAAUACCGUGGAGCUGAAGCAUAGGUUGUAUAGACAGUUCUUCCAAAAGGCGUUAGUAGAAUCCCCCCAUGUUUCUUUUUCUUCUUCUUCCUCAUUUUAUGGUACAGGAAAUAUCACUUGAAAUCCAUGCCUUGUUUUCUGAAUGCAUCAACUUUCUCGAGCAUUCAGUUGCUAGUAACAAGUGAAUACAAUUUAUUAUGUUUUGAAAGAGAUUUUGAUUGACAUCU
Messenger RNA from Tripterygium wilfordii, 3198 nucleotides. Its product is annotated as protein CHROMATIN REMODELING 35-like. The record is from RefSeq and is a predicted model, not a curated record. Bases 344 to 2965 code for a protein of 873 amino acids. Gene Ontology annotation, biological process: gene silencing by siRNA-directed DNA methylation. Lineage: Eukaryota; Viridiplantae; Streptophyta; Magnoliopsida; Celastrales; Celastraceae. The transcript is spliced from 5 exons. Gene Ontology annotation, molecular function: ATP-dependent chromatin remodeler activity; ATP binding.